CGUAAACAAUGGCGGCCGUAACCUCCCAGAGGCCGUAUCACAUUAUUAUUUUCGGUGCCACGGGGUUCGCGGGGCAGUUUGUUGUGGAAGAAGUGGCCCGAUGCGCCGCGGAGAGACCCGGGGGCAGCCCUCUGAUCUGGGCCGUGGCCGGGAGAAGCAGACAGCGUCUGGAAGGAGUGUUGGAACAAGCCGCGGGGAGGCUGGCUAUGCCUGAGUUGAGGACAGACAUCGAGAUCAUUGUUGCUGAUGUGUCUAUUGAAGAAUCACUGGCCGUCAUGUGCCAACAAGGUGUGAUCAUUCUCAACUGUGUGGGACCAUACAGAUUUUAUGGUGAACCAGUGGUCAAAGCUUGCAUAGAAAAUGGAGCUCACUGUAUAGACAUCUGUGGGGAGCCUCAGUUCCUAGAACGUAUGCAGCUGGAGUAUCACACUAAGGCUUUAGACAGAGGAGUUUAUGUGAUUGGCAGCUGUGGCUUCGACUCUAUACCGGCAGACCUGGGUAUUCUCUACACACAGAGGCAGUUCAAAGGAACACUGACAGCUGUGGAGAGCUUCCUGAAGCUUAGCAGUGGGCCUGAGGAGUUCUCUGGUCAUGACGCCACUUGGCAGUCUGCUGUGUAUGGCUUCGCAGACAGUGGCUCGCUCCACCAGCUGAGGAAGAAGUUUGGCCACAGGCCGCUGCCUGUGGUGGGAGCCAAAGUCAAGAAAAGGGGUUUUGUGUUUUUCAGCAAGGAGAUUGAGCAGUACGCCAUCCCGUUUAUGGGCUCCGACCCCUCAGUAGUCAAGAGAACCCAGCGUUUCCUUUAUGAGGAGGAACACCAGUCACCAGUCCAGUACAGUGCCUACGUUGGGGUUGGUGGCCUCUUCUCCAUAGUCAAGCUUUUCUGUGGUGGCCUACUCUUCUGGUUCAUGGUCAAAUUUGGCCUUGGCAGGAAACUCCUCACCACGUUUCCAAGGUUCUUCUCCUUUGGCUUGUUUAGCAAGGCUGGUCCAACCAUGAAGCAGAUUGAAGACACCUGUUUCAGCCUGACAUUUUUCGGUGAGGGUUACUCAGAGGGCACGGACCCCUCGCAGGGCCGACCCAACGCUAAGAUCUGUACUCAGGUCAUUGGGGCAGAACCUGGUUAUGUAGCCACAGUGUCUGCUGUGGUACAAGCAGCUGUAACCUUGCUGAAUGAACUGCACUCUCUGCCCAGGAGAGGAGGGGUGUACACUCCAGGAGCUGCCUUCUAUAAGACCAGUCUCAUCGACCGCCUCCAUAACCACGGCAUCAAGUUCUCAGUCAGAAGCUAACAGUAGUCCUACCAGUAACCACUGUAAAGGUCACACCACUUUCCAAAUGCAGCUUAUUGUACUACUAUGUUGUUUGUCAGUUUCGUAACAUCAGAGGUACAGUGCAUUGCUGAAGGACUCUUGAAAAAAACACAUGUACACACUGGGGGCCACCUACUGAGGACAGCUGUGCCUUUGCUGAACUCCUUCUCCUAUUUGUUUUCACCUGCAAAGUGAGAGCUUGUGUUUUUGGUCCAGGCAAAUGGAAAUAUAUGUUUUUUUUAACAUUAGAAAGUUUCAUCUCAACACCCUUAGGACCCAGAGCUGAUAACACUAAAUAGUGAGGUAGUUUACUAACUAUGCAUUUAUCAUCUACAGCCAAAACUACAAAAAUUAUAAUAGCCAGAAUGUAAAUUAUUGUUUAGAGUAGAUAUUUUACUGUAUAUCUGUGUAGUUUUGUAUUUGUGAAAUUGUCUUCAAUCAAAAAUGUCAUACUGUGGUGGAAUGCUAUGCAUCUUUAGUUUGUGUUCAGUAUUUGAGAGUGAAAUAUUUGCUCACUUGGUAAAAAUGCAGCUUUAAGACAGAGUCAGCAACAGUCUAAAUGAACAGUAACUACUUACAACAGCACUAUGUCAUAGUAGACUCAAUUUGACCUUAUUCCCUAUAUAAUGGAGAAGUUCUGGCUAAUUGAAUCCUGUUAAUGACACCAAAUUACUGUCAAAAUGUGAGCACUAAAUAAAAGACAAUACAAAGAAACUAUAAAGUACAAGUGACAAAAUACAAGA
Toxotes jaculatrix (banded archerfish) is the source of this 2056-nucleotide messenger RNA. RefSeq names its product saccharopine dehydrogenase-like oxidoreductase. Gene Ontology annotation, biological process: glycolipid biosynthetic process. The record is from RefSeq and is a predicted model, not a curated record. The coding region runs from base 9 to 1292 and encodes 427 amino acids. Lineage: Eukaryota; Metazoa; Chordata; Actinopteri; Toxotidae. Gene Ontology annotation, cellular component: mitochondrion; lipid droplet; plasma membrane. The transcript has 12 exons.